AAUUUUGAAAGAAACAUCAAACAAUUUCAUGGAAGCUAAGUCUUUUAAACUAGGACAAUUAAAAGAUUUGAAGAGCCAAGAGAAAUUUGUAAACAAGUUGCUGUCACUUCUUGCCAUAGCCAACACGGAAGAAAAUUGUGGAAAAUAUAUUCAAGCGAUUAAACAUUUGAAGGAAGCUUUAGUUCUUACACAAAAAUAUCUUUCGCCAAAGGAACCUUUACGGAUUUUAACUCUGCUUUUGAUUGCAAAGUUGCACGCAAGAAUUGGGUACUUCAAGGAGGCCAUGACCUACUUUGAGUUACUUCUAGCUGACGACUCUUUCUUAGUAAAAAUUUUUUAUCACAUAAGUUUGAGAAGGCACACGCGUUAUUAAGUUGAGAAAUCUUCCAAUCGAAGA
Molecule: messenger RNA, 397 nt
Organism: Zophobas morio
Lineage: Eukaryota; Metazoa; Arthropoda; Insecta; Coleoptera; Tenebrionidae
Exons: 5
Coding region: 29-373 (114 amino acids)
Molecular function (GO): protein binding
Source: RefSeq, a predicted model, not a curated record